UAUAUAAAAGGCCACAAAGUGACAACAAUGCCAUCCAAAAUCUUCAAACCACACCAGCAGUCAAGAUGAGAUUUAUUGAGCCUCUGUUUGUUUUCCUUGUUGGGGCAGCAUUUCAUGCUGCACUAUCUGCAUCUCUGGAGUCUGUAGAGAAAGAGGAAAAAGUUCCUAAAGAUGAUGGACUAACAGAACUACAGAAAAUAGAUCAGGUGGAAUUUGAGGCUGCACAAAAGACCAAGGAAGUUCACAUCAACGUUUCAGAGGAACUCAGAGAUGAUGCACGCUACCUUGAAUCUGCUAAAGAUGGAUCUGCAGUGGCGGGGCAUGUGCAGGACAAGGAUACCGGAAUCAUAGCAGAGGGAGCUGGGAAUGCUGAUGGAGCAGCACAUGAAGAGUGCUCUGAAUCUCUGGAAUCUGGAGAAAAAGAGAAAAAGGUCGCUCAGUAUGAUGGACUGACAAGGUUGCAGAAAAUAGAUCAGAUUGAGUUUGAGGCAGCGCAGAAGGCCAAGGAAGCUCAGAUCAAUGUUACAGAGGAACACAACAGUGAAGGCCCUCGCUACCUUGAGACACUUCAAGAUGGAUCUGAGGGGCACGUGGAUGAAAAGGACGACAGCACAGCAGAGGGAGCCGGGAACUCCGAUGGAGCAGCACAUGAAGAAUCAGAUUCCUCUGAGGAAACUGAUGGGAGACAAUAAGACAAGCGCUCCGUGAGACAGUGACGGAGACUGUGAGCAGCUUAGAUGAAAUCAAUUGGAAGUCACCUGAGGAGCAACAUGAAAACUUCAAAAUAUUUCAACUGCAUUUCUUGUUUUGAGACUGUGGUAUCUGAUAGGUCUGCUGAGCCAGACUCACAAGUACCUGCAGGGGAAAGAUGUGGUAAACUGUUUUGAGCAAGGCAGUGAAGUCUAAAUUGCGGGUUAUGCAAUAAACCAGACAGGGAAAAACACACCCGGUUAGAGCCAGUCUCAGCUAGAUUUUAAAUAGUGUCAGAAAACCUCAUGGACUGUCUUUGAAUUAAAGUCUGCAGUUAAAAAAUAAAAAUAAAAAAUGCCACAAGCAUCAUUUAAAAUUUACAACCUGGCAGCAGUAAUAAUUUCCCCACUUUAUUCACACACUGAAAAGUGUUUUUCUCUGAGGUUAUUCCAGUCAACUCAGAGAUGAGUUACACUUCCCUGACCUCAAAAAAUAAGACACGGGAUUGUUUAUUUUAACAUAGUCCUCCUUGUAUGUGAGUAAAUCUAGGACGAAAAUCCAGGACACUCAGACAAGGCUGUCCUCAGGUACUUAAUGUGCUUGAUUUAUCUUCAGGAGCUAAGGUGCACUGUCCUUGCCCUGUAAGAUGCUGAAAGGAUUGCUUCAAAAUUUAUGUUGCUGAAAGUUUGCGGCCUCACUGAUGAAUACAUCCUUUAACUGUGGACAUAAAACUCAAAUUUCAUUAGGGUUAAUUCCUAAUAUAAAAAUGUCAAAGCAGUGGGGAAGUAAAAAGAACCCCCCCCCC
Messenger RNA from Cololabis saira (Pacific saury), 1495 nucleotides. RefSeq lists its product as uncharacterized. The record is from RefSeq and is a predicted model, not a curated record. NCBI's taxonomy places the organism in Eukaryota, Metazoa, Chordata, Actinopteri, Beloniformes, Belonidae. Bases 66 to 692 code for a protein of 208 amino acids. The transcript has 19 exons.